Messenger RNA from Rhincodon typus (whale shark), 2748 nucleotides. It is a transcript of the gene plk1, whose product is annotated as polo-like kinase 1 (Drosophila). The transcript has 11 exons. Gene Ontology annotation, molecular function: ATP binding; protein serine/threonine kinase activity; protein binding. Gene Ontology annotation, cellular component: nucleus; spindle pole; centrosome. Gene Ontology annotation, biological process: regulation of cytokinesis; protein phosphorylation; mitotic cell cycle. The record is from RefSeq and is a predicted model, not a curated record. Lineage: Eukaryota; Metazoa; Chordata; Chondrichthyes; Orectolobiformes; Rhincodontidae. Bases 227 to 1999 code for a protein of 590 amino acids.
UUUAAAUAUAAUUGGCCAAUCAGGAGCGGCGCACGGCUUGCUAACUGUCGACGCUCCAGAUUUGAAUCAGAGCCCCCGAGCAUCUGGCCUGGGACGGACACGGUUUGUAGCGACUUUAGUCUGCAGCCACCCAAUUUUUACCAGACCCGGAGAAGACUCCACUCAACUUCGAUUUGGCACUUUGUUCUCCCCUUUCCCCCUGUCUGCAUUGUGAACCGGUCAAAUAAUGACCACGGUGGCCGGUAAACCGUCCGCCAAGCCGGGGUCUGUGGCCCCGCCGGUCGUCGCUCCGGUGGCCAAGGAGAUCCCCGACAUCCUGGUGAACCCCAAGACCAUGAAGAGAUACGUGCGGGGCCGCUUCUUGGGCAAAGGGGGGUUCGCCAAGUGUUACGAGAUUUCCGACAUGGACACCAACGAGGUGUUCGCUGGGAAGAUCGUGCCCAAGACGCUGCUGAUGAAGCCGCACCAGAGGGAGAAGAUGUCCAUGGAGAUCUCCAUCCACAAGAGCCUCAAUCACGCCAACGUGGUGGGUUUCCACGGCUUUUUCGAGGACGAUGACUUCGUCUACGUUGUCCUGGAGCUAUGCAGGCGGAGGUCUUUACUAGAAUUGCACAAGAGGCGGAAGGCUGUCACUGAGCCCGAGGCCCGGUAUUACCUGAAGCAAGUCAUCCUGGGCGGCCAAUAUCUGCACGAUAACAACGUUAUUCAUCGAGAUCUCAAGCUUGGCAACCUUUUCCUCAAUGAUGAUAUGGAAGUGAAAAUAGGUGACUUUGGUCUAGCCACAACUGUACAGUAUGAAGGAGAACGCAAGAAGACCUUAUGUGGGACCCCCAACUACAUUGCCCCAGAAGUAAUUGGCAAGAAAGGGCAUAGUUUUGAAGUUGAUGUUUGGUCUCUGGGCUGUAUUAUGUACACACUACUUGUGGGGAAACCUCCAUUUGAAACAUCCUGUCUGAAAGAGACAUACCUGAGGAUAAAGAAAAAUGAAUAUAAUAUUCCCAAGCACAUUAAUCCUGUGGCUGCCAACCUCAUACAGAGGAUGCUUCGGUCAGAUCCAAGUGCACGGCCCAACAUCCAUGAGCUGUUGAAUGAUGAGUUCUUUACAUCUGGCUACCUGCCUGUCCGUUUGCCCACAACUUGCUUGACUAUGGCUCCCCGAUUUUCUCUGGCUCCUGGUGGGAUUGAUUCCAGUAUGAGACGGCCACUCACUGAACUCAACAAAGAUGUUCCAGCUGGUGACAGACCAGGCAAGUCAGAAGAUGAUGGAGUAGCAAGGGAUGUAGGGGAAUGCAAUGAUUUCUACCUCUCGGAUCUAUUGCAACAGUUAAGUAGUGUAGUAGCAGCAAGGCCAGCUGACAAAGCAGUCAUCAGACAAGAGGAGGCUGAAGACCCAGCCUGUAUACCAAUCUUCUGGGUCAGUAAAUGGGUGGAUUAUUCAGAUAAAUAUGGUUUAGGUUAUCAGUUAUGUGACAACAGUGUUGGUGUACUCUUCAAUGAUUCUACUCGUUUAAUCAUGUACAAUGAUGGGGAGAGUCUUCAAUACAUUGAGCGUGACAUGACUGAGACUUACCUGAACUUUCGAUCCUACCCCCCCAGCCUAAGUAAAAAGGCAACUCUAUUGAAAUACUUCCGUAACUACAUGAGUGAGCACUUGUUGAAGGCGGGGGCCAACAUCACUCCCCGGGAAGGUGACGAGUUAGCACGGCUUCCAUUCCUGCGGAUCUGGUUCAGGACUCGCAGUGCAAUUGUGUUGCAUCUCAGCAAUGGCACUGUUCAGAUCAACUUCUUUCAGGACCACACUAAAAUCAUCCUGUGCCCACUAAUGAAUGCUGUGACCUAUAUUGACGAGAAACGAGAAUUCCACACGUUCAAGCUGAGUAUGAUUGAGGAGCAUGGCUGCUGUAAGGAGCUGGCAAGUCGACUGCGUUAUGCACGCACAAUGGUGGAGAAGCUGCUCACCACAAAAACUAUGGGAACACGGGUCAAACACGCAGCAUGAAGACUGGCGCUUCUGUCUGGCUGACCUACGUCUGCCCUCAUUGGACCAAGUCUUUGCUAUUUUAGGGCGCAAAAUGUUUGUGUAAAUAAAUCCCUCUUUUUGUACGGCUCGGUUUUUUUGUAUUAAAACACUUUUUUGAAGUAAACAUGUGAACAAUGUGUUUUGAAUCGAGUUGGAAGAGGGAAGAAACAUGGUGACUCUCCAUUAUGUGUAGUGACUCGCAGAUGAGAUCAUGUAAAUUUAAGCUGUACAUUGUGCGCCACCAAACUUGCUUUUACACUCCUCUUUGCAGGUGUCUAGUUGUUCUACAUUUUAUACUCUAUGUCAAAAGCACUUUACAACCUUGAUCUACUGCUUCUCAGGCAACAACUGUUAUAUCUUGCACUUUGUAUUUUCUUGCACCAACCUCUCCCUGGUCAGAUUUGAGAUGAGGAACUCUAGUGGUUGAAGAACAACAUUGUAUGUUGGUGUUCUAACAAUAGGAAAUGCAGUGACUGAUUUCCAAUGGGCAUGUAAUUUUGUUUAGUUGAAAAACUGAAAUGAGAAUCUUGAGAUAUGAAUAUAUUUUGCUAAACCUUUUGGCCCUACGUAUCCAAUGAAACCUAUCCUGAGUACAGUUGAAUAAACUUUUAGGAACAACUACCUGUACAGCUAUUAACACUGGUCUCUCUGUUUAAUGGGAGAACGUUUUGUACUUGAUACAAUUUUUUAACGUAACAUAUUAAAGAAAUAAAUCUGUUCUUGAAUAA